Molecule: messenger RNA, 2026 nt
Organism: Podarcis raffonei (Aeolian wall lizard)
Lineage: Eukaryota; Metazoa; Chordata; Lepidosauria; Squamata; Lacertidae
Gene: MTCH1
Product: mitochondrial carrier 1
Exons: 12
Coding region: 51-1019 (322 amino acids)
Biological process (GO): positive regulation of apoptotic process
Cellular component (GO): membrane; mitochondrion
Source: RefSeq, a predicted model, not a curated record
CAUGUGACGAGGGGCAAGGACCUGUACGCGGAAGUGCGUUCCCUUGUUGGAUGGGGGCAGAGGGGAUGGCGGCUGUAACGGUGGGCCCUGGGGUACCUCCCGCAGCCGCUGGGCCAGGAAUGGGGCCGGGACCGGCGGAUGGGGCCGACGCUCUCUUCGUGGCCUUGAGCGCCGGCUUCACAACCUUGAGCCACCCUCUGCUCUAUGUGAAGCUGCUGGUGCAGGUUGGGCAUGAACCUCUUCCUCCAACUGUCGGGAGAAACUUGUUGGGAAGAAAAGUACUUUACCUACCUGGCUUUUUUACAUAUGCCAGACACAUUGUGGAAGUGGAUGGGAAAAGGGGCCUUUUCCGUGGCCUUGCUCCUCGAAUUCUCUCUAGCACUUUAUCCACCGUAAGCAGAGGGAGAGUAAAGAAGGCCUUUCCUUUGGAGGAUAUAGAACAUGUUUCUAACAAGGAUGAUGUGAAAACGUCCCUCCUGAAAGUGGCAAAAGAGACCUCCCAUGAGAUGAUGAUGCAGUGCGUAUCCCGGGUUAUCUCUCAUCCGCUGCAUGUAAUUUCAAUGCGCUGUAUGGUCCAGUUCGUAGGACGGGAAGUGAAGUACAGGGGCGUGCUCAGCUCCAUUGGGACAAUUUGGAAGGAAGAAGGGCUGCUGGGAUUCUUUGUCGGUUUAGUUCCUCAUAUCCUAGGAGAUGUCAUCUUUCUAUGGUGUUGCAACCUUCUGGCUCACUUGAUCAACACCUACGCAGUGGAUGACAACUUCAGCCAAGCCUCUGUGAUACGAAGUUACACCAAGUUUGUGAUGGGGAUUGCUGUGAGCAUGCUGACGUAUCCCUUUCUUCUUGUGGGAGAUCUCAUGGCGGUGAACAAUUGUGGGUUACUUGCUGGCGUCCCUCCACGCACCCCUGUGUUUUCCUCUUGGAUUCAGUGCUGGAGACACCUCAGUGCUCAGGGGCAGCUCUUCAGAGGCUCCAGCCUACUUUUUCGUAGAGCAUCUGCACCAGCAUAUCUUAUUGAUUAAUCUCAUCUGGGAGAAAGAGGUCAACCUAGACUCUUGUAGAAGAAACCUUCAAUGCUUGCUUUGACAUUUCCUUUUUAAUUUUGAAGUCAAAGGUGAAAGAGCAAGAGCAUCUUCUCCCCAGCAAAUUGGACUGGCUUCCUAACUGCACCAUGUUGACUGAAGUUGCCAGCUGAUCUUGCCAGUCAGGGUGGGGCAGGAGCACUUUUCAGUGCCAGCCAAGCCUAAAGUCCAAAGGGACAGCCUUACUGGAGAACGGUUAUAGCUUCUGAAGGCUUGGCAUGCACAUGGCUCUCUGGAGUCAGGGACACAAUGAGAAGUUUGUUUACAUCAUUCUUUGCACUGCCUAAACCAGCCGAGACUUCAGUUGGUUGCAGUCUCUCCUUGGUGCCAUCGUUAGACAAGUAAAAUAGAAUAGCCAUUAUUGCAUUAGUCUGUGGACCAGCAAAACAUUAGACAAAUUGGAGAAGCUAAACUUAGCUCUGUCAGCUUUGGCCUCUGCCUCAUUGGCUAGCCUACAUGUUAAAAUCCCAACUGGUUUUAGAAUAUUUUUCAUACUUAGGAUUCAGGAGAGCCACAGAAAACGUACCGUAAGUGGCAGUAUUAUUCGUUUCCUAACAAUGACAUGCAGAGAGCUGAAUCUUGGUUUGACAUAGCAUCUCUCAGGUCUUCCGCCACCCAGAUUUUUCAUGGGGUUCUUCUCUUAAGUUGGCACAUAAGAGUAAUCAAUUUUAUCUGGGUUUUGAACAACCUGAGCACGGGAAGGGGGUGUUGAACACUAAGAGGGAAGAUACAUUUCCUAAGGGAACAUAACUACAAGCACCUUAAGACUGAGCUGAGUGUUGCUCACUAAUGAGAUGUUUAAGCCAGAAUUGGUAUAGCUAGUGCUCUUUUUCUAGAAAAAGAGGUCCUAGAACUCAGCAUGAAUGCCUCCUUUGUUCUCUCAGAAUGGCAACAGCACCCGCCUAAUUGGUGCUGGAACUGAGUUCCAGCAAGUUCCAGCUGAAAAA